AUGACCACCACCGCUUCGGCCGAGAUGUUCACCACCGCCAAUCACCCACUUUCCAGUUCGAUGAGCUUCAACGUCUACCUGGGCAAUCCGAAUGAGAACCCCGGGCAAGCUCCCCUGGGCACGGUCGGCCCCGGCGAACUCACGGGCAUGGUCGAAGUCGAUCUCAACGUCGACGAGACGGGCAACGGAACGGUUCAAUUUCUCGGCUCGGUAAUCGUGUCCGAGGACCUUACCGGGACGUUCGAUCUCGGACCGCUGGGAACCCUGGACUACAUCUACGAAGAUGUGGUCUUCUCUUGGGCCACGGCAGAAUAUGACGUAAUCGAUGGUGAAUACACGGCCCCGCUCGACACCGAUGUCAUGCUCAGGUGGACGAGCGGAACGAUUAUCGUCGGAAACGCCACCGGACCGCUGGCAGACUUCAUCGGAACCGGCACCAUCGUCGACUACGAUUACGCCCUCCGACCAUAUCUGGCGCGGUGGAUCGAAGAUCCUCCCGACUACUUCCACGGCACCGCCGAUUCCGGUCCGGGUGGAUUGGUUGAUGCCGCCGAACUAAGCCUCAUCAUCCCCGAGUCCGCCCAUCCCUUCCAGGAAGUUGAAGGCAUCGGUGUGUUCUACCUCGGCUACGAAGCAUCCGUCUACGUUGCCACCCCCGAACCGGCCGCUACGUUCACCACCGCCAAUCAUCCACUCUCCAGUUCGAUGAGCUUCAACAUCUACCUGGGGGACCCGAACGACAACCCAGGACAACCACCGCUGGGUUCCGUCGGUCCCGGCGAAGUGACCGGCAUGGUGGAGAUCGACCUGAACCUCGACGCGAUGGGCGACGGCACCGUUCAGUUUCUCGGCUCCGAGCUAAUGACCGAGAACCUGGUGGGCACUUUCGACCUUGGUCCACUCGGCACCCUCGACUACGCCUAUGAAGACGUCGUUUUCUCCUGGGCCACGGCGGCCUACGACGUCGAGGAUAACGCCUACAUGGCGCCGCUCGACAACGACGUGAUGCUCCUCUGGACCGCCGGGACCAUCGUUUUGGACAACGCCACUGGAGCGCUCGCCGACUUGGUGGGCACCGGCGUCAUCUUCGAUCUCGACUACAACGCCCGACCGCUGCCCGUGCUGUGGGGCGACGAUCCUAACGGCGGUUUCCACGGCAACGCCGACUCGGGCCCCGGCGGCUUGAUCGAUGCCGCCGAAGUCAGCCUCAUCAUCCCCGAGGCCAUCUACGAGUUCCAAAACAUCGAAGGCAUCGGCCAGUUCUUCAUCGGCUACGAAGCCUCCGUCUACGUCGCCACACCCGCGCCACGCAUGAACGCCAACUCCAUCGCCAAUCCCGCUCACCUCCGCCACGAACCUAAACGGGUCCAAGCCAUGCACAAUCCACCCGUGCGACCACUACUUUUCGCCGUGCUCCUGCUGGCGACAGUCAUUCCAACCACCAACGCGGCUACCUUCUCCACGGCCAACCAUCCCCUGACGAGCUUCCUCAGCUUCGAUUUUUAUAUUGGAAACCCGAUGGAGGACCCCGGCCUGCAGCCGUUGGGGACCAUUGGCCCAAUUGAAUUGAACGGUUCGGCCGAGCUUGAUGUCGUUCUCGACGGCCUGGGCGAUGGCUCGAUCGAGUAUGUCGAUGCUGAUCUAGAACCCGACGACAUAUCCGGCACGUUCGAUCUGGGCACGCUCGGUACGGUCGAUUUCGCCUUGCAGAAUAUCCACAUGAAAUGGACUACGGCCGCCAUCGAUGUCGACGCGAACGACUACAUGACCAUCUUCAACGACGACACCACGUUGAUCUUCGAUGCCGGAAUGAUUGUGUUGGAGAAUGCCACCGGUCCGCUGGCCGACCUCGUAGGGACCGGUAUUCUGUACGAACACGACUACGGCGUGAAUUCCCACACGGCCUACUGGGGCGACACCGACCAAGGCUUCUUUGGCUAUGUCGACAACGGCCCCGGCGGCCUGCUCGACGUGGCCGAAGCAGAUCUCUUCGUGCCGGGAGUUAUUUUUCCCGGGCUAAAUGUUCCCGGCCUCGAUGACUUCUACCUGGGUUGGAACGCCGAAGUCCACAUCGCGGUACCCGAACCCGGCACGUUUGCACUAGCAGCCAUCGGCCUCGGAUGCCUGGCAAUCUUCCCCCGCAAACGAGCCCGUACCCACAGUGCAUAA
Cladocopium goreaui is the source of this 2169-nucleotide messenger RNA. The record is from the annotation of a GenBank genome assembly. Lineage: Eukaryota; Dinophyceae; Suessiales; Symbiodiniaceae.